Penicillium oxalicum is the source of this 1170-nucleotide messenger RNA. RefSeq names its product Gfo/Idh/MocA family protein. Gene Ontology annotation, molecular function: nucleotide binding. The coding region runs from base 1 to 1170 and encodes 389 amino acids. NCBI's taxonomy places the organism in Eukaryota, Fungi, Ascomycota, Eurotiomycetes, Eurotiales, Aspergillaceae. The transcript is spliced from 4 exons. The record is from RefSeq and is a predicted model, not a curated record.
AUGGCUUACAAUGUUCGAUGGGGUAUCAUGGCCACGGGCUGGAUCGCAGAGACCUUCGUCCGCGACCUCCUCAAGGACCCCCAAACCCGCGAUGCCUCCGACGUCGCCCACCAGAUCACCGCCGUCGCCUCCUCUUCCUCCGUCGACAAAGCCACCCAAUUCAUCCACGCCAACAAGAUCCCCAGCGCCUCCUGCGCCGCCUACGGUGACUACCAGUCCCUCGUGGAUGACCCCAACGUCGACGUCGUCUACGUGGCCACGCCGCACUCGCACCACUAUCAGAAUGUGAUGCUGGCCCUGACGGCUGGCAAACACGUGCUGUGUGAGAAGGCGUUCACGGUGAACGCGGCGCAGACCAAGAUCCUGUGCGAGACGGCUCGGAAGAAGGGCCUGUUCUUGAUGGAGGCCGUCUGGACGCGCUAUUUCCCGCUGAGUAUCCAGGUCCGUGAGAUGAUUCAGAAGGGGGAGAUUGGGGAGGUGUUGCGGACCAUGGCGGAUACGAGUUUCGGUGGUGAUGUGGAAGGAAAAUGGGGCAAGACGCAUCGGAUGGUGAAUCCCGAGUUGGCGGGGGGUGCCUUGUUGGAUUUGGGCAUUUACUCCCUCACCUGGGUCUUUCAAACCCUCUACCAUACUCUUCCUCGUGACCAACGCAAGCCACCCACCGUCACCUCCGUCAUGACUCCCUAUCACCUCACCGGCGCCGACGAGUCGACCACCAUCGUCCUCGACUUCCCCACCAGCACCCCGUCCAACUCGACCCCACCGCGCCGCUCUCACGGCAUCGCCAUGACCAGCAUCCGCGUCGCGGCCGAUCCGGAUCAACGUGGCUCUGCCGGUCCCGUGAUUCGUAUCCAGGGCACCAAGGGCGAGAUCCAAGUCCUGGGCAUGCCGUUCCGUCCAACGGGGUACAGGGUGAUUCCGGCGGCGGACGCGGACGGUCAAGCAGGAGAAGUGCGAGAGGUGCAGUGCCCGUUUCCCGACGGGGGACAUGGGAUGUUUUGGGAAGCGGAUGAGGUGGCGAGGUGUUUGCGGGAUGGCAAGUUGGAGAGCGAGGGAUUGCCGUGGGAGGAGAGUAUUGUGAUUAUGGAAGUGAUGGAUGAGGUGAGACGGCAGGGGGGAUUGACGUAUCCGGCAAAGAUUGAGUCGACGGAGUAUCCGUUGGAUCUGUGA